AUGGAUGAUAAAUACACAUCAGCUCGAUUCAAUGAUGUUCAAGGUUUGCAGCAGGGUUCUGAACUACCAUACGAUUAUAAUAAUGAAGAAUAUGAUGAUUUGAUAAAUGGAAAGCAUACUUCUACUCGUAUCCCUCUCAUUGUUGGUCAUGAACAUCAAGAAGAUGAAAAUCAUGAACCAAAUUUUCAUAGUGAUCAAAGUUCAUAA
Molecule: messenger RNA, 207 nt
Organism: Rotaria sordida
Lineage: Eukaryota; Metazoa; Rotifera; Eurotatoria; Philodinida; Philodinidae
Source: the annotation of a GenBank genome assembly